CUACCUUCCAUGAUGGGGGUAUAAAACAGGCAUCAUCACUGCACAAUUUUCGCAAAAUGGACGCUGCAAUUAUUGACCAACCUGAUUCCGAAUUGUUGAGUUCCUUUGAGGAUCGGGUGUGCGAAGAAGUAAUUGAAUUGGAUAUGUUUCGAAAUGCUGAUAAAGUUAUCAUACAAGAAAAGUCUCAACGACUUGGAGGUACUUUUACACUGAUCUUUUUGCUUGAUGUGUAGACCUCAAGCCACGUAUGAAAAUAACAAAUUUGGUAUUUCACUCUUGAGUAUAUACGCUAUACAGAGAUUGCGCCAUUGUCGGUCAAGUGAUAUAUACAGUGACACACAGCCAUAUAUAAACUACUCCGCAUAUAUCAUGUGUGCAACGCCAGAAACUAUAUGUUUAUAUACGAGAACACAACAUCCUGAAAUAAUGAUAAAAUUAUUUCGAAUUAAAAGUUUAAAUAAGGGGAAAUACCAGAAGAAACAUAAUAAGCAUGACUUUUGAAUAAAGUAUGACCAGUAUAUAUAGACGAGUAUAUAUAGUUUACUGAUGUAAAAUACAAAACGGUUACGCAAGCAAUAUCGACGUUUAUUUACUAUAUAUACGAAGAUGUAUGGCAGAUGUUUUACAUGCACUUAUAGGCUAUAGCAGCGUCACAGAAACGGUGAAAAUUAUUAUAAACUGAAUUGGGACAUUAUAAUUAUAUAAUAUAAAAUCACUUCCCUGCAAAAGCAAACUGAUUAUAAAAAAACUCAUGAAUUGGUUGUCUCGGAUACCUUUAUACUUACAAACAGUUUUCUAACAUGAUUUUGCAAGGCAGAAGCCCGGGUAUAUUUGCUAAUAAAAUGCCUAAAUUUUUUAGUGUGUCCCUUGAGAUUGCUUGAACGUAACAUGAUUUAUAAUGACUAAAUCUAUAUGAAGGCCCAUAAUAUAUACGUCGACGCGAUACGGCUAUAGUCGUCUACGAUUCUUAUCCUGGUGUAUGUAGGCCUACUCGAAUAAAUGCGGUGUAAAUUAAGAUCUCGCAUUUCAAAUUUUGCCAUAAAUUGAUGAACGUGCAGGAAUAGUGGCGUUAGCAGUAGUUUUCUUACGCCAGAAUGACAAUCGUAUUCGUAUACGACUUUAGUUAAUUUAUCAUGUAUAAAUGGUUCUUAAAGAUGUCACAUUUCAAAUUUCGCCAUAGACUGCAUGAUAUGACAUGAACAGGUAUAGUGGCGUCAUACGGCAGUCGUUUUCAUACACCAGAAUGAAUCGUGUACGCCUAGUCGUAUCGUGUAAAUGCCUUUUAUUAAUAACCUUAUAAGGUGGUUUUAGGUUAAAGGGAGUAGAGUUUUCCUCGCAUUUUAAACGGAUAGCAGAGCUUUAAUUUUAACGAUUAUAUAUAUAUAUGAGCCAUAUAUAGCCCUUAUUCAUAAAUCGCAAUCGGGGCCUCGUAUCGUAGGGAACGAGAAUAAACGCGGGAAACAAGCGAAAACUGCUUGACAAGCCAAAGUCAGAUGCUAUUGGGUCGAAUUUAACGGCUUGUUUCUUUUUGCUUAUUUCGAUUUAUAACGAUUUUUGUGUGUAUUUUAAAACUUUGUGCCCAGAACGAAAGCUGUAAACAAGUGUAUUAUAUCUAUAUCUAUCUAUCUAUCUAUCUAUAUAUAUAUAUAUAUAUAUAUAUAUAUAUAUAUAUAUAUAUAUAUAUAUAUAUAUAUAUAUAUAUAUAUAUAUAUAUAUAUAUAUAUAUAUUAUACACUAUAUAUAUAUUAUACACUAUAUAUAUAUAUAUACUAUAUAUAUAUAUAUAUAUAUAUAUAUAUAUAUAUAUAUAUAUAUAUAUAUACAGGGUGUAUAAAAAAAAACUGAACAGAUUUGAAAUUGCUCCCAAUUUCGCAAAACACCUAGUUGUAUCUGGUUUUAUAUAUGUAUAGCUUCUUUGGGUACUUAUAAUGUAAAAUAAUGAAAAAAAUUUCUCGAACUCAAAUUUUGUGAACCAGGGGGUGUGUCUUUUCCAACAAACUAAAAAUGGCUCGCGCACAAAAUUUAAAAGCUGUAAUCAUAUUUUGAGUUAAUAGAUUGAAAAUUUCUCGGGUUUUUAAUUACUGUGCAAAAUUUCAGACAAUUUGGUUUAGUUUAAGCCCUUUAACUAUUCAUUUUGUUCUAAAAAGUCAGCCUUUCGCAUGCUUAAUUAAUGCCUUUACCUAAUUUGCAUAUUGCUGACAUAUGCAAAUUAGGCAAAUGCAUUAAUUAGGCAUGCAAAUAGCUGAUUUUUCAGGAAAAUUGUAACUUUGCGUGAAUAGUUAAGGGGCUUAAACUGAACCAAAUUGUCUGAAAUUUUGUACAGUAAUUAAAAACCCGACAAAUUUUCCAUCUGUUAACUCAAAAUAUGAUUGCAGCUUUUAAAUUUUGUGCGCGAGCCAUUUUUAAUUUGUUAGAAAAGACACUCCCCCCUGGUUCACAAAAUUUGAGUUCGAGAAAUUUUUCUCAUUAUUCUACAUUAUAAGUACCCAAAGAGGCUAUAUAUAUAAAAAACCGGAUACAAAUAGCUGUUUUGCGAAAUUGAGAGCAAUUUUAAAUCUGUUCAGUUUUUUUUGAUACACCCUGUAUAUAUAUAUUCGUAUUUUUUCUUUAUUCUAGAAGGGAAAACGUACUCGGUAACUGACAAUAAAACAAAAACGGAAUAUUAUGAAAUAAAACAAGGUACUUAAUUAACUCCAUAAAAUAUAUUAUUUGUCCGGUGUCACAUUAUCUAUGCUGCUGAGAGCUGGUAAUAAAAAGGGGAAUAAAACAAAUUAAAUGAAACCAUCGACGUGUGUCAAAAGUAAACAUGAUGAGGUUUUGUUUCAAUUUCAUUUCCCCCUAAAUAAAACUGUCCACAAUAUACAGGAUGAUGGGGGGAUCCCAUUCCACAAGUUUGAAAGAUCUUGCAGCUAAAAUUCAAUGUAAAAUUUAGACAUUUAGCGAUAACUAAAAUAAAAAACUACUUUGAUAAAAUUUGUCAAUGAUCCGUUCAUAAACUUCCUUGACGUACAAUACUAUAUACAGUAUAAGUUUAGCCAGGAAGAGCCAGGAAUACGGCCGUUCAAAUCAUGAAAAUGUUCUGGGACAGCACUUCCAGCCCAUCAUCUAUUUAUUCUAGGAAUUCACUGGAAUUGUACAAAGUUAACAUAUGCCAUUCAACAGUAAUUAAUGUCUGGCCACAAAAUUUCCCCUUUAUAACGAUUUUGUCAUAUAAUCUCAAGUGUUAUAUGAUAUUCCUGAACCCGUUAAAUUCGACGUCGUGACAAGCGAAUCCGAUAUCGUGUAACUGGAGUGUAAACAUGCUUCAUUGCAAUGAUAAUGAAUAAAUUGAAUAAAUAUAUAUAUAUAUAUAUAUAUAUAUAUAUAUAUAAUAUAUGAGUGGUUUGUAAUUCUUCUUCAGACAUUAAAAUUUUAAUAAAAAGUUAAAAAUAUUAAAACCGUCCAAACGUUUCUCCGAUUAAGGCUUCUUCAGUGGACUAAUUGUUCGAGUAAUAUUAGGUUCCUUAUAUACCUAAUCACUGACAAAUGUUAAAAUUGACUAUAAAUAUGAAUAUUCAAAUCUAAAACAAUAAAAGAUAUUGUUCUAUACACAUGCUUAUAUACCUAUUGUUAUAUACGAACGUUAUACAUUAAUUACUCUCCCAAUACAACCAUUCAUUAUCUCCCCUAAAUGUUUUUGAAUUUCGAUUGCCUCAAUACAUUUACGUUCAUCAUUGUAUCUAAUGUUCUUAUGAAUGAUUCUCCAAGUAAUGUCUCCCUGAUUUGGUUUGUCCUUUUUACUCUUGUGACUCAUUAUGUGUUUAAACACUGUUUGUUUAUCCAUUGAUAAAUGUUCUUUUAUACGCGAGCCAAUGGUCCUUCCGGUUUCUCCAAUAUACAAAUUUACGCAAUAUAUAUGAACAAUUAAUUUUGUAUACCACAUUCUUCUUCAAGCACUCAUUAGAUUUCUUAGCACUUUUAAAGGUCUCGCACUUGUCGGGACAGUUCAUUUGUCCUUUGGGAGCUGAAAACACUUGAGACAAUGGUUUACCAUUCACAAAACAAGCUUUUACGUUGUCAAUCCCCGAGUGUCGUAUAACAGAUGUUGCUCGUCUUUUAUAGUCUUCAUUUCUGUAUGGUAAUUUUACGUAGAUGAGCUUAUCUGAGUCGAUUUCAGUUUGUUUGCGUUGUCUGUUAUUCUUGGUAUUCUUUGUCGUUGUCUGUUAUUCUUGGUAUUCUCCCAACAAGUGCGACACCUGUAAAAGUGCUAAGAAAUCUAAUGAAUGCUUGAAGAAGAAUGUGGUAUACAAAAUUAAUUGUUCACAUUGCGGAAAUUUGUAUAUUGGAGAAACCGGAAGGACCAUUGGCUCGCGUAUAAAAGAACAUUUAUCAAUGGAUAAACAAACAGUGUUUAAACACAUAAUGAGUCACAAGAGUGAAAAGGACAAACCAAACCAGGAAGAUAUUACUUGGAGAAUCAUUCAUAAGAACAUUACAUACAAUGAUGAACGUAAAUGUAUUGAGGCAAUCGAAAUUCAAAAACAUUUAGGGGAGAUAAUGAAUGGUUGUAUUGGGAGAGUAAUUAAUGUAUAACGUUCGUAUAUAACAAUAGGUAUAUAAGCAUGUGUAUAGAACAAUAUCUUUUAUUGUUUUAGAUUUGAAUAUUCAUAUUCAUAGUCAAUUUUAACAUUUGUCAGUGAUUAGGUAUACUGAUAAGGAACCUAAUAUUACUCGAACAAUUAGUCCACUGAAGAAGCCUUAAUCGGAGAAACGUUUGGACGGUUUUAAUAUUUUUAACUUUUCAUUAAAAUUUUAAUGUCUGAAGAAGAAUUACAAACCACUCAUUAUUAAUACCAGACAUGAUACCUCAAACACCUUCAUAUAUAUAUAUAUAUAUAUAUAUAUAUAUAUAUAUAUAUAUAUAUAUAUAUAUAUAUAUAUAUAUAUAUAUAUAUAUAUAUAUAUAUAUAUAUAUAUAUAUAUAUAUAUAUAUACGAGUAGGUGUGUGUAUACGAAACGAAAGGCAAAGACUGCUCAAUUUCAUAAAGAUAGAGCAAAUGUAGAAUUACGCUUACCUAAAAAUUCCGCAACAGUCUGUGUCAUCAGUAAAGAAUCAUCAGGCGUUACAUUUAUCGUGCCCUCUCAUCACUCGAAAACUGGUUUUACUAAUUUUGACGGAAUUUUGCAUCAUAGCGCUCCUUUAAUUAAGGAAGAAAAAAAUCUUAUGUUUUUUCAUAUGUGUUGAAGAUUACCACACAUUUUAAUGCAGUCUUCCUUCGAAAAUCUGACGUCCGUGUUGACAAAAACGUCGCUCGCUUUAUGCUCGUUAUCAGCGACCUUAUAGGCUAUAAGCGUGUAGGAAGGGAACGCGACUGUCAGGGAAAACAAACUCGUUGAAGCAAAUGAUUGCAGAAGAAAACCUGUCGUCUAUUAUCCAUCGUAUGAAAAUACUGUGAUAUAGUUCAAGUAUCAAAGUUAAUUUAUAAGGUUAAUGAUUGACAAAAGUUCUAGAACCCAAUUGAAAAUAGCAAUUGACCCACGCAGCUUGAACAUGAACUUGAAAUGUAAGCGUUGUGUACAAGGCGUGAUAAUCUGCAUUUUGCCGUUGUAAACAGAGCAACAGCGUGAUAAUGUGCAUGCAUUUUGCCUUUGUAAACAGAGCAAGAGCAACUGCGACGUCCAAAACUUCCGUAGGAUUUGAGUCUGGAUUUCAGUUCAGUUAAAUUUUGCCCAUUUUCUUGCAUUAAUAUAUGAUAUUAAUAGCCGCCCUCGUUGCACUUUUGUCCUGCUCUUAAGUUCUUAAUAACGAUCAUAGUUCUUAUAAUUAUAAAAGUGUAAAAUCUAAGGUUGUUUCUUGUUACGUCCCCGUACUAUAUUAAGCCUUGCUUAAGUUCGCUAUUCGUCCGAAGGCGAAGGAUUUUGCGCGCUUUUCUUAACUCGAGCAACAUUCCGAAGUGUUUGGAUCAGGCCAUCCAAACAUGGAAAUCAUAAAGUAAUUGUUUUAUAAAAUAACAACAACAGGAUAGAUUGGUCUGAUCAAAACAACAACAUGAUAGAUUGGCCUGAUCCAAACACGGGUUUAAACCAAUCAGAGCACGCGUUAUAUACAUGUUAUUUUAUACAUGUUGUUGUCUUUAUUUUAGGAUUUUUACUUUCGUCAUCACGCAAUUGUUGAUAUAAUUGAAAUUUGUAACAUGUAUUCCCUGAAAAUUAUCAACAAUAUUUACAUAUUUCAUCAUAAAAUGCUCAGUUGUGUUGUUGCUAUACGUGUAUAGGCUAUAUUUUAGAUUUAGUGCAUGCAUGUCAUAAUUUUAUUAUUUAAAAAGGUUCAUGAGCGAUCAUGAGUUUCCUAUCCAGUAUUUUUACGAUCCAUGAUAAUAUUACGGCAGUCAGAUAUGGAUGGUUCGCGAGCUCACUUUUUUAACUGUUAUUUAAGAUACUCCAUGCCAAUUUUCCCUGCGUGAAGUAAAUAACCGAAGAAAGUUGGUGAAUAUCAAUGUUCCUUCACGUACUUCAUGUAUAUGUCCAUGUGGUAACACAUGCACAAUGCGAUCACAAGUCACACUUCUUCCAAAUACUUGUAUUGGAUUUGUCCAACAAACGUAAGUAUUCGUGCAACAAUAUAUUCAGGGCCGUGCAACAAUAUAUUCAGGGCCGAAAAAUUCAGGUAACAAUCAUGUCUGACUUGGGGGAAGAAUUAGCAUUCAAUAUAAGUUAUAGGUUAAUAGUGGUACAAAUUUAGCAUCAGGGACUAUACGCAGAGAAUGAAAAAUUUAAUUCCCCUCGGGAUAAAAACAAAAGUUUAUAUUAUCUGGGUUGACCAGAAUUUAAGAGUAGAAUAUAUUUAUUCUCUCGUAUUGUAUUUAUAUUCCCAUUCUCCUAUGACGAUUUGGCGUAUGUUUAAUAUAUUUCUCACGCAAUUUUCACACAAAACGAGCUUAACUUCUCUUAACUUAUCUUCAUUAACAUAUCUUCUUCUGUCUCGCAUAAACUCCAGACCUCUGAUUACGAUCAUGUCAAGAGAAAUAAGAGUUUAAAUUUCACUUUUUCCCUCUAGAUUAACUUGGUGCGAACCGUAUUUUAAUAUAUUCGACAGCUCAGGAGAAUGCGUGUUUAGGAUGGACGGUUCAUUUUCAAUGAUGUUUUUCUCCAUUGGCAGGCAUCAGGUAACUUUUGGAAACAUACGCUUAGUCUGACAGCGAAAAACUGCUCAUCUUUACACGUUGCACAAUCGAGGGUCGCAAACAUCUACAGUUAGCACAAAAUAUUUGUUUGCUUCUGAAUACCACAACACUUUAUUUAGCGUUACUUAGUACAAGUUUACUGAAAUGUCAUACAAGCUUGUUAUCAUCAUCAUUUUAACCAUCAUCCAUUUUGCUAUCAUCAUCUUUUCAACCAUCAUGCCCUUUUGAUGACAUCAUCUCUCUAGCCAUGGUCCCAUUUUUUUAUUUAUCAUCAUCUUUUCAACCAGCAUCCCAUUUUACUAUCAUCAUCUUUUCAACCAUCAUCUCAUUUUGUUAUCAUUAUCUUUUCAACCACCAUCCCAUUUUGUUAUUUAUCGUCUCUUCAACAAUCAUCCCAUUUUGUUAUAAUUAUCCUUUCAACCACCAUCUCACUUUACUAUCACGAUCUUGUCAACAAUCUCCCAUUUUGUUAUCAUUAUCUUUUCAACCACCAUCCCAUUUUGUUAUCAUUAUCUUUUCAACCAUCAUCCCAUUUUGUUAUCAUUAUCUUUUCAACCAUCAUCCCAUUUUGUUAUCAUUUCUUUUCAACCAUCAUCCCAUUUUGUUGUCAUUAUCAUUUCAACCAUCUUCCCAUUUUGCUAUCAUCAUCUCCUCAGCCAUCAUCCCAUUUUGUUAUCAUUAUGUUUUCAACCAUCAUCCAUUUUGCUAUCAUCAUUUCUUCAUCCAUGUCAUUAUGUUAUCAUUAUCUUUUCAACCAUCGUCUCACUUUGCUAUAUCUGGUGAUUUUUUUUGUCAUUAUCUUUUCAAUCAUCAUCCCAUUUUGCUAUCAUCAUCUCUUCAACUAUCUUCCCAUUUUGCUAUGAUCAUCUCUUCAGCCAUCAUCCCAUUUUGUUAUCAUUAUCUUUUCAAUCAUCAUCCCAUUUUGUUAUAAUUAUCUUUUCAACCACCAUCUCACUUUGCUAUCACCAUCUUGUCAACAAUCUCCCAUUUUGUUAUCAUUUUCUUGUCAACCAUCAUCUUUUCAAUCAUCAUCCCAUUUUGCUAUCAUUAUAUUUUCAAUCAUCAUUCCAUUUUGUUACAAUUAUCUUUUCAACCACCAUCUCACUUUGCCAUCACCAUCUUGUCAACAAUCUCCCAUUUUAUUAUUAUCUUUUCAACCAUCAUCCAAUUUUGCUAUCAUCAUCUCUUCAACCAUCAAGCCAUUUUGUUAUCAUUAUCUUUUCAACCAUCAUCUCACUUUGCUAUCACCAUCUUGUCAACAAUCUCCCAUUUUGUUAUCAUUAUCUUGUCAACCACCAUCCUAAUUUGUUAUCAAAUACCAUCCUAUUUUGUUAUCAUCAUCGUCUUUUCAACCAUCCUCACAUUUCCAGUAUAUUCACUGUUAGUGUGUUACAUUUUAUUAAUACAUAUAUAACCCUUGAAAUGAACAGUGUUUAAACAAUCCGGCCGCCUUAUUUUAAGGUCUGAGUAAACUACAAUAAUAUUAUAUUAUAUUUAUUAUUAUAUCGUCCGGUCGUCCUAGUUUGUGGAAAAUAGGCCGGGUUACUGAUUGGAUUGUUGCAAAUAUCAAAGUGAAAUAUCGUUUAUGCACGAAACACUGAUGACAAUCCUUAUAGUGUUAACAAACCUAAGUCAGUGUCAUCCAGGCUUACUUGAACUCUUUUCCAAACGAAGUUAGCGGGGUUCACCAUUGAAAAAUCUUACCCUGGUUUACACGGGUUACGUUUCGUAGUGUAAAUCGGGCUCAAACAUGAUUCAUUUGCCUGACUGAUUACUGCCCUUACAUCGAUUUUUUCUUGUUGAAACAAAAUUAAUUUUAGUCUUUCCUGAACAGGUGACUGAUAUGGAUGAACGUAUAGUUGGUGAUAUAUUCGUGGAUUAUUCUGCUUCAGAAGGAUUGCACAGAAUUUAUGUAAAAUGUAAGUAUGCUAUUGGCAGUUGAAACAAAGUUGCAAAUAUUGUAAAUUAUAAGAUUAAUUUUAUACACAAUCACUGGCACCAUUCUGUCAUAUUACAACCGUCCAGGUACACCACGAUUUUGAACGCAAUUUAGAAAAAGAAAACCAUGAGAUUUAUCGAACAGUCAAUAAUUUAAUUUAAUAAUUGCGGCAAACAGAGUCCGAAAAUUUGCAUUGCUAGAACGAUGAUUGGUAUUUGUGAUUCGUUCCUAGGCUAUGAAAACCUUUCCAAUACCCCCCUUUUCCACAGACAGGUGCCACGAUGGCCGAAGCUUGCAUGAGUCUCGAGGGUGGUAAUCUCCAAUGGGACAGUUAACACUCGGGCAGUAUAAAAGCCCAGACCAAAAUGGGGGACAUUCAAGGAGUGAACUUUUUUAGUUCACUUUUCCAAGUUACUUUUUGGCACUCAUUUACUUAUGGAGUGUAUGUCAACACAAUUGCAUUAUUCUUAUGUAUAUUAUUAGGUCGGAAAGGGCAAGGGGACGCUGCAUGCAUGAUUGUUUUUUCUGUUUUAUUCUUGUAUUAUUCUAUCACAAAUGCCGUUCUUUCGUGGACAUUAUUUUGUUCUACAAGUAUUUUGUUUACACUGAAAUAGUUCCCAUCACUUCAUAACAAAUGUUGGAUAAGUACGUUCCACAAAUUCGUCACUGGCAUUCGGGAUAGGGUGGCUACUGAGAGUAACGUCACCUACGACAUAUUUCAUUAUAAAUCUAUUGUCCCACGGUGCCACCAAGUCAAAUAAAGUUUAAAUAAAUAAAUUGGUAUUUGAUUCAAAGGAAAAAGUUUCAUACAAUAUUAAUCAUGAUUGUAUUAUUGCGUUUUAUAGUUGAUAAAGAUUUGAGUAUUUCAACCAAGCUGACAUUACUUGGUGCUGGAUUAAUGUUCUCAAAUGCUCAAGCCAGCAGAGUAUAAUCUCUCCUGUGUGCUGUAACUAAACUAACAACCACUAACGCUAACAUGUACAAACAAUGAUAAAUUAUUUUAUCGUUAUAAUUUAGUCUAUGAAAUAUAUAUAAUUAUGUAUUUGUAGUUAAGUGCUAACUGAUUAGGGCAAGACCAUUAGAAAAUUGAGGGAAGCGGGAGGGGUUUCCGCCAAAUUAUUUUGAGCUUUUGAAGCUGCACUGCCAUUCAAUGCCGUG
Paramuricea clavata is the source of this 10260-nucleotide messenger RNA. The record is from the annotation of a GenBank genome assembly. NCBI's taxonomy places the organism in Eukaryota, Metazoa, Cnidaria, Anthozoa, Malacalcyonacea, Plexauridae.